GAUUUUCUCGCUUUUUGGAACAUGUACAAGAUGGCGCACCAGCGGGACCAGUCGAACAUUGCUGCUGCUCACCGUAUAUAUUAGGCCGAUUGCAACCUGACAUCACAGUAAUUGUUUUCACUGAUCGGAGUGUUGAUCUCUAUUGCCUGCACUGUUUCUGUCAUAUAGACUCCCAUGAUCAGCUAGCUGUGCGUUAUUUUCACCAAGAUGAAGACAUUAUGGAAGUUUGUCAUUGCUCUGCUAUUUUUCUGGUUUGUCAUACUUCUCUAUCUUGGCGGUGCAAUCGGACCUAAUACGGAAAUUAAACUAUCCAGCAGGGAUUUAAACAAAAUGAUCAGUGAAAUCGAACUCAUGAAAGACCAAAAUGAAAAACUUCGAAAACAGGCAAAUGAACUUAGGGAGAUUGCCUUAUUACGAGGGGAUUCAGAAAUGAGUAAAGAUGAAACAGUCAAGUUUAUGCAACAACAGUUGGAGAGUGCACAAAAUCAAAUUGCUGAUUUAUCUCAAGCUGUUGGUAAAAACACAAAAAGUGACGUUUCACUUCACAGCGGACCUUCUCCUGAUCAUGAGAAACUUAGAAGAAGAAUUGAUAAUGGUGUCACCGAGAUUUGGUACUACAUUAAAUCAAAGCUGAACAAAAUCAAAAAGACUUCUGAUAAAGAUCAGAUCGAUGAGCAAAUAGAUGAAAUUUUAGUCGAUGGAGGUGAUCAGCAAAGGUCUAUCCUGACAGAUAUCUACCUUCUUGGUGUAUCCGGGGGGAUUGAUAUGUGGCGAGAAAAUGAAGCCAAAGAAUUGGAACAGACAGUGCAAAAAAGAUUAAAGUAUUUACAGAAUCCAAAAGACUGCAGUAAAGCUAAAAAAUUGGUGUGUAAUUUGAAUAAGGGAUGUGGGUAUGGAUGUCAGUUGCAUCAUGUCGUAUACUGUCUCAUUAUGGCGUACGGUUCGGAGAGGACGUUAAUCCUUGAAUCCAAAGGUUGGAGAUAUGCUAAAGAUGGAUGGGAGAAGUUCUUCCAACCAUUGAGUAACACUUGUGUCACUAUUACAGGAACAAGUAGAAAUGCUUGGACAGAAGAAUCUCGGAUAAAAGACGUGCAAGUUGUUGAUUUACCGAUAGUUGACGGUCUUCAUCCGAGACCCAACUAUUUGCCUCUUGCAAUACCCGAAGACCUUUCUGAGAGGCUAUUGCGUUUGCAUGGUCAGCCUGCAGUCUGGUGGAUAGCUCAGUUUAUAAAAUAUGUUACAAGGCCGCAGCCAGUUUUACAGUCGUUCUUGGACGAAACAAGAAAUAAAGUGAAAUUUGAAAAUCCAAUUGUUGGCGUACAUGUUCGUCGUACUGACAAAGUUGGUACGGAAGCCGCUUUCCACAACAUAGAUGAAUACAUGGUACAUGUGGAGGAGUAUUACAAGCGAUUAUCAAGAAUUCGUGAUGUGCCGAUCAAAAGAGUUUAUUUAGCAACAGACGAACCUAAGCUAUUAUCAGAAGCAAAGCAAAAGUUUCCUGACUACAUCUUUGUGAGUGACAAUGACAUUUCAAGGACAGCCGGUCUGGGUCAGAGGUACUCUGAAGAGUCUCUGAAAGGAGUUAUUGCCGACAUCCACUUACUGUCUGAGUCUGAUUACCUGGUUUGCACAUUCUCAUCUCAGGUGUGUAGGGUAGCAUAUGAAAUUAUGCAAACACGAUUCCCAGAUGCCUCCACUUUUUUCCAUUCGCUGGACGAUGUCUACUACUUUGGUGGCCAGAAUGCCCAUGACGAAAAAGUUCUGUAUACUCACAUACCACGUAAUGGGGCGGAAAUCCCACUAGAAUUGGAUGAUGCAAUUGGCAUUGCUGGCAAUCACUGGGAUGGUUACUCUAAAGGUCAUAAUCGACGAAUCAAUAAAUCUGGCCUUUAUCCGUCAUAUAAAACAGAAGACAAACCAAACAUAGCGAAAAUGCCAACGUACCCUGAAGCCGACAAAGUUGAACUUUGACACUAAGUGCAAUCUGUAGUGCUAGCAUUGUAUAGUGUUUUGAAUCACACCAUUGGUGCUAUACACUCCUAGUUUUUUUGUACAUAAAAAUUUAGCUAUUCUAUGAAAAACUUAUUUUUAUACGCGAAACAAAUUUUCAGGGAAUCUAUGUCAUUUUAUUCACCAAUAAUUCUGUAAGAAUUGAAUAUGUAUCCGCACAAAUGAGUUAUGGUUUGCCAUCUCAUUUUUUAAAUUCUAUUUUACUAACAUCGUCGUUAUUUUAAUCAUAUUUGAUUGAGUUUAUUGUAUCAUUUUGAUAUUCCUCUCACUGAUCAAUAUGGUUUUGGCUUGUCAAAGAUUUUUCACACUUGUGUGUACUUAGUAAGUUAAUUUCUGUUUCUGUCCAUAUUUGCAACACUUGUACAAACAGUAUCUGUGCAUUAUCAGUUCUAAAAUUAUUUAGCCAAAUGUUAAAUUAUUGUUUCAAUGGCAUUUAUUCAAAUUGCACAUGUGAUAAUACAUGUAUGUAUGUGACUGUUUCCUAUAGUUGUGAGAAUACGGUGCUGUUUGAAUUGACAUAAAGCCAUUACCGGUAGUUUCUAUUUCUAGUACAUGUAAAAAUCACCUGUCACAAUGAAUAGCUAGUUAGAUUACCAUGGGACAGCUGGAAUAUCUUCUGUGGCAAUCAUAUAGUAUAGGUCAUUGCUGUCAUACUUAUAUAUAUACCACGUCCAUGGGCAAAAAUUGAAUAAACACACAAGUCAUACCCACCUGAUUCGCAAUGAAUCCAACAAGGAUACCCGUCUUGAUCUGUUAAUAUCGAAUGAUUGUUUUCUACUUAACUAGAAUAGCCUGUUUUUAUCUGCUAAUGUGUUACCAUGUAUAUCUGUAGAUGUGUCAUCAUUUGAAUCUACUUCAAUGAACAAAGAUGUAAAAUGUUGUUUAUCAUAUCAGCUAGAAUUUCCUUUGCGAAUCAC
Molecule: messenger RNA, 2927 nt
Organism: Saccoglossus kowalevskii
Lineage: Eukaryota; Metazoa; Hemichordata; Enteropneusta; Harrimaniidae
Product: alpha-(1,6)-fucosyltransferase-like
Biological process (GO): protein N-linked glycosylation
Cellular component (GO): Golgi cisterna membrane
Molecular function (GO): glycoprotein 6-alpha-L-fucosyltransferase activity
Source: RefSeq, a predicted model, not a curated record